AAAAAUACUUAUUUUACCUUUCCGACAUUAAAACGAUAAGUUUUUAUUCUUCCAAAAUAACCGUGUAGAAACUUAUCGUUCGAUGUUUCAGUAUCAGAUCAAGCUGCAGCCGACGGUAAACAACAGGUUGUGCAUUGUGGUAGUUUAAUAACUUUAUUCGACAAGUUUGAUAAGCGUUGUAAAUCAAAUGAAAAAGGCAGCACCGGAGCUGGAGAAAGCGAAACAAACCAAGGACAGAACACUUCGCAAUCGCAACAAACGAAAAUACAAACGCAACAAGAAGGCUUCCAAGCAGCUGCGGAAAACUUUCGAUCAAAGUUUCGUGCACGGGAAAAACUAUGCAGGGCAGUCAUCGGCUCCGCAGGUGUCCUCAACUGCAAAUGCGAUGUAUGAAUCGGCUGUUCCCAGCUUCGUUCGGCUGAGACACGCACAGAAUGUAUGGAUUAAAACGUACCAAAAUGUCGUGAAGUGGCAGCAUCAGCAUCAACUUAACUACUGGAAGCACUGCACGGUACGAUUGCGGGCAGAAAACGCACGCCUCAAGCGACGACUUGCCGUGCAGGACUCGGAGGACGAAGAGGAAGAAGUAGCACAACAGCAGCAAAGGCAAGCAGCGGUAGAGAGAGACGCAGCCGAGGCUCUGCUGGACGAAGAGUUUAUCGCGUUCAUGGAAGUGUCCGCCAGGCACCGGUUAGAGCGAAGCCGACUGAAAAACGAAAGUGUUCAUUAAUUAGAUUUAUGAAUAAAUUAAGUGCGGAUUAAA
This is a messenger RNA of Wyeomyia smithii (pitcher-plant mosquito), 763 nucleotides long. RefSeq lists its product as uncharacterized. Lineage: Eukaryota; Metazoa; Arthropoda; Insecta; Diptera; Culicidae. The transcript is spliced from 2 exons. The coding region runs from base 188 to 730 and encodes 180 amino acids. The record is from RefSeq and is a predicted model, not a curated record.